GUGUGUGGUUGUGGAGUUGCGUCGUUUUGUCGAAAUAAUUAGCUCGGCGAGGAGAAUUUGCAAAUGGAGGUGGUUUUUCUCUGAACAACGGCAGGGGGAGAAAUCGUUAUGUCUGAGGCUCUUUAUGGAAAGUUCCUAGCCCCCGAGGAGCCGUUUCCACUGCUAUCACAGCGAGGGAACUUCAGUGAGGCAGGCACUUUGGAUGUCAGUGACUUUGGCUUUCAGUUGUCCUCUUGUCACCGGACAGACCCUCUGCGCCGCUUCCAUAGUAACAGAUGGAACCUGACUUCCUGUGGAACGAGUGUGGCCAGCUCAGAAUGCAGCGAGGAGCUGUUCUCCUCCGUCUCCGUGGGAGACCAGGAGGACUGCUACUCCCUCCUGGACGACCAGGAAUUCACCUCCUUCGACCUGUUCCCAGAGGGCAGCGUCUGCAGCGACGUGUCCUCCUCUAUCAGCACUUACUGGGACUGGUCAGACAGUGAAUUUGAGUGGCAGUUGCCUGGAAGCGACAUAGCCAGUGGAAGUGAUGUGCUCUCUGACAUCAUACCCAGUGUUCCCAGCUCCCCAUGCCUUUCCUCCAAGAGAAAGACCAAACCACAUAGAAAUAUGGAUGAGCUCCCCUGGAGUGCUAUGACCAAUGAUGAACAGGUGGAAUAUAUUGAAUAUUUGAGCAGAAAGGUCAGCACGGAGAUGGGGCUACGAGAGCAGUUGGAUAUCAUCAAGAUCAUUGACCCGUGUGCACAGAUAUCCCCCACAGACAGCGAGUUUAUCAUCGAGCUCAACUGCCUGACUGAUGAGAAACUGAAACAGGUGAGAAACUACAUCCGGGAGCACAGUCCACGACUGCGCCCCUGCAGCACCCGGGACAGUUGGAAGAGGAGUGGCCACAGCAGUGCUAGCACCAGCGGGGUGAGUGGGGCCAGCAGCAGCAACGCUAGCAUGGUCAGCAGUGCCAGCAGCUCCACUGGAUCCACAGGCUCCACCGGCAACUCUGCCUCCAACUGCAGUGCGGCUAACAUCAGCCACGCCCACAGCGACGGGAACCUGUCCAGUGCUGCUGAGCGGAUCCGGGACUCCAAGAAACGUCUAAGCAGAGAAAGCUGCAGCAGAAAGCUGCGUAAGAGACAACUGAAGGAGCAGAGACAGGCCCGCAAGGAGAGGCUGAGUGGCCUCUUCCUCAACGAAGAGGUGCUGUCACUCAAAGUCACAGAGGAGGAGGACCGUGGAGAAGAUGUCGUUGACGUCUUGAUGUGACAAGAGUGAAUGAGUCAGUGUUCCUUCUAAGCCCCACAAUAACAUCUUCCACAAACGUCGCAGGUGGUCCCACAUCCUAGAGCCUAGUUUACGUUGAAGCGAAGCUGCACUAUUGGAAUCAGUCUGGAGUUAUUUUAUGUCCUUAGAACUGGACGCCUGCACAGAAUUCUAAAAACUGAAGCAAUUUAUCUUAAUGUAUAAACAUUGAGAGUAUUUUUCUGAAAAUGAGUAUUCAAGAAAAACUACCAAGAUUAACUUGAUGAUUCUGUGAUUAACUUAAUGUUGAAGGCAUAGAGGGAACACUGAAUCAAUGCAUGGGAAGUCAUCACCGUUGGCAUUAUGGUGAAUUAACAGUUGACAUUAUGAGUUGUAAAUGCUAAACAUAUUUCCAAUGGCUUCUUAUUGUAUAUAAAUGCAGGUAAAUCAUAAAGAACCGUUUUUACAUUAAGUUUCCCCUUAAGUUAAGGCCUACAUGUUCAUAAACACAACAGGGUUAAGUGGUGAUACAGACUUGGCCUCUAACAAAUACAUUGUCGAAGGUGAUUUAAUAAGUCACAGGAAUCUGUUUUGUUUUCUUCUUUUCCUUGUGUGUAUUUUGUGCAUGGGGGGGUAGACUUGAGAACUAAAUGUAAAAUAAUGCAGCUAUCCAGUGCAUUGCAAAUGAGAGAGAUUCCCAUAUUGAAUGCUAUUGAACUGUAUUAUGACUGCAUGUUCUUUAGAUGGGAAGGUAUUUUUUGACAUCUUUGCUUACUCUCCUUGGAUGUUGUGGUGGACCCCACCCUGUGGAGCGACAGUAUUUACUCUUUCAACAUGAACACAACACUAACUACUGUACAUUAGAAAAUGUAUUUACCUAAAGAAGCUUUAUCACCUGUAUACGUCGCUUUGUCUUUUUCCUGUAUAAAGUUACCCUUUUGAGUAAUUAUAAAAACAAUAUAUUAGAUCAACUAGAUGUUGUGAGUAGAUCUUUAUUUUGAAUAAAUAAAUGAAUAGCCCUGAAAUACCAUUCAUUCGGUGGAAAAAAAGGUUGCUGCACCAAGUUAGGGAGUAUUCAUUGCUUGCUUUCUUGGGUGUCCAAUUUCAAGUUGCUGUAUAUGCCACCGCAAUGUAUUUUUGACGUGAGCGAGAUAUUGGGAAAUGUAGUUGCAGAACAGAAGCAUACCAGACUGCGUUUUCUUUCUGUGUGAUCUACUCAAUAAUGCAAUGCAAAAUGAGAAAUAAAUUGUCAUCGACGCAUCAAAUUUUC
This is a messenger RNA of Salmo salar (Atlantic salmon), 2500 nucleotides long. RefSeq names its product MGC81610 protein-like. Lineage: Eukaryota; Metazoa; Chordata; Actinopteri; Salmoniformes; Salmonidae. The record is from RefSeq and is marked predicted.